AUGGAGUCGAUUGCAGAUUUCGAUAAACAAGUUCUCGAUUUGAUGCUAGAUGAAGAUUCCAUCGAAGAAAACAUCGAUCUUGAAGUUGGGAAAGCUGAUGAAUUAAUGAGCAAGUACAACACUCCGAAGUUCAGAGUAGAACCACGUAUGAGCAAGGACUGCUUUGUCGAUAAUCCUAGUGCCGCUUCAAGUGUCUCGAGUCAUAUCAGUCAUUUGAGGUCAGUUUUGAAGCUUCCUAAAAUAGAAUUCACCAAAUUUGGUGGAGAUAUCAAGGACUGGCUGCAGUUUUGGAGCCAAUUCAAGAGAAUUAAUGACGAUGAGAGUUUGGAAAACGAAGACAAAUUUCAAUAUUUGAUACAGGCCACCAUACCGAUAUCUCGUGCUUACCAGCUGGUGAAGAGUUAUCCUCCCAUUGCGGAGAACUACCCUAACGUAAUCGAUAGUUUGAAGUCUCGUUUCGGCAAAGAUGAACUCCUGGUGGAGUUUUAUGUUCCAGAGCUCUUGAAAUUGGUGUUGAACAAUUCGAACACGAAAGUUUCUCUCAGUACCCUUUUCGAUAAGGUUGAAUCACAACUGCGAGCUCUGGAAACACUUGGCGUUACAUCUGAAAACUCCAUAUCAUUUACGACUGGACCUUUAUCGGAUUCCCUGUAUAUUCCCACUAUUUCAGUUUUCAUCCUCGGAAAUUGA
This is a messenger RNA of Phaedon cochleariae (mustard beetle), 690 nucleotides long. The record is from the annotation of a GenBank genome assembly. NCBI's taxonomy places the organism in Eukaryota, Metazoa, Arthropoda, Insecta, Coleoptera, Chrysomelidae.